Sorex fumeus (smoky shrew) is the source of this 3166-nucleotide messenger RNA. RefSeq names its product solute carrier family 25 member 12 (gene SLC25A12). The transcript is spliced from 18 exons. The coding region runs from base 278 to 2311 and encodes 677 amino acids. Gene Ontology annotation, biological process: L-glutamate transmembrane transport; malate-aspartate shuttle; aspartate transmembrane transport. NCBI's taxonomy places the organism in Eukaryota, Metazoa, Chordata, Mammalia, Eulipotyphla, Soricidae. Gene Ontology annotation, molecular function: L-glutamate transmembrane transporter activity; calcium ion binding; L-aspartate transmembrane transporter activity. The record is from RefSeq and is a predicted model, not a curated record.
CAGCGCGACGGGAACCACGGCUGGCACUGCCCGCGUGCCCCUGGGGAAGUGCGGCCAGCUCCUGGGCGUUGGAGGGACGGCGGGGCCCGGGCCCGGCUCGCAGGGAGCCCGGGGCGCCGAGCCCGGUCCCCGCGCGGCCCGCCCCUCGCUCAUUUGCAUAGGGACGCGCGCGGCGCCGGCGAGCGGGAGGGCGGGCGCGGCCGGGGAGCGGCGCGCGCGCGCCCUGACAGCUCGGCCCCGCUCGCUCACUUGCUCGUCCCCGGCUUCCGAGCACAGCAUGGCGGUCAAGGUGCAGACAACCAAGCGAGGUGAUCCUCAUGAGUUAAGAAAUAUAUUUCUACAGUAUGCCAGUACUGAGGUUGAUGGAGAACAUUACAUGACCCCGGAGGACUUUGUCCAGCGCUACCUUGGACUAUAUAAUGAUCCGAACAGCAACCCCAAGAUUGUGCAGCUCUUGGCAGGAGUAGCUGAUCAAACCAAGGAUGGGUUGAUCUCCUAUCAAGAGUUUUUGGCAUUUGAAUCUGUUUUAUGUGCUCCAGAUUCCAUGUUCAUAGUGGCUUUUCAAUUGUUUGACAAGAGUGGAAAUGGAGAGGUGACAUUUGAAAAUGUCAAAGAGAUUUUUGGACAGACUAUUAUUCAUCAUCAUAUCCCUUUUAACUGGGACUGUGAAUUUAUCCGACUACAUUUUGGGCAUAAUCGAAAGAAGCACCUUAACUACACGGAAUUCACACAGUUUCUCCAGGAGCUACAACUGGAACAUGCAAGACAAGCCUUUGCACUGAAAGACAAAAGCAAGAGUGGCAUGAUUUCUGGUCUGGACUUCAGUGACAUCAUGGUUACUAUUCGGUCUCACAUGCUUACUCCUUUUGUGGAAGAGAACUUAGUUUCAGCAGCUGGAGGAAGUAUAUCACACCAGGUUAGCUUCUCCUACUUCAAUGCAUUUAACUCUUUGUUGAAUAACAUGGAGCUUGUUCGUAAGAUAUAUAGCACACUAGCUGGCACAAGGAAAGAUGUGGAAGUCACAAAGGAGGAAUUUGCCCAGAGUGCCAUCCGCUAUGGACAAGUCACCCCACUGGAAAUUGAUAUCCUGUAUCAGCUUGCAGACUUAUAUAAUGCUACAGGGCGUUUGACUCUGGCAGAUAUUGAGAGAAUAGCCCCAUUGGCUGAGGGGGCCUUACCUUACAACCUGGCAGAACUUCAGAGACAGCAAUCUCAUGGUCUCGGCAGGCCUGUCUGGCUGCAGAUUGCCGAGUCGGCUUACAGGUUCACUCUGGGCUCUGUUGCUGGAGCUGUGGGAGCCACUGCAGUCUAUCCUAUCGACCUGGUGAAGACCCGCAUGCAGAACCAGCGUGGCACUGGCUCUGUAGUGGGCGAGCUGAUGUACAAAAACAGCAUUGACUGUUUUAAGAAAGUCUUGCGCUAUGAGGGUUUCUUCGGACUGUACCGGGGUCUGAUACCACAACUUAUAGGGGUUGCUCCAGAAAAGGCCAUUAAGCUGACAGUUAAUGAUUUUGUUCGAGACAAAUUCACCAAAAGAGAUGGCUCCAUUCCACUUUAUGCAGAAAUCCUUGCUGGAGGUUGUGCUGGCGGCUCUCAGGUCAUCUUUACCAACCCCCUGGAAAUCGUAAAGAUCCGCCUGCAAGUAGCCGGGGAGAUCACCACUGGGCCCAGAGUCAGUGCCCUGAACGUGCUGCGGGAUCUGGGGCUGUUUGGUCUCUAUAAGGGUGCCAAAGCGUGUUUCCUCCGAGACAUUCCCUUCUCCGCAAUCUAUUUUCCUGUUUAUGCUCACUGCAAACUACUUCUGGCUGAUGAAAACGGACGUGUGGGAGGUUUAAAUCUCCUUACAGCUGGAGCCAUGGCAGGUGUGCCUGCUGCUUCUCUGGUGACCCCUGCUGAUGUCAUCAAGACCAGACUGCAGGUGGCUGCGCGUGCUGGCCAGACCACCUACACUGGGGUCAUCGACUGUUUCAGGAAGAUACUCCGGGAAGAAGGGCCCUCGGCCUUCUGGAAAGGGACUGCAGCUCGAGUGUUCCGGUCCUCUCCCCAGUUUGGUGUUACCCUGGUUACCUACGAACUUCUCCAGCGGUGGUUUUACCUUGACUUUGGAGGCCACAAACCCUCCGGCUCGGAACCAACGCCUAAAUCACGCAUUUCCGACCUUCCUCCUGCCAGCCCUGAUCACAUUGGUGGAUACAGACUCGCCACAGCCACUAUUGCUGGCAUUGAGAACAAGUUUGGCCUUUAUCUCCCCAAAUUUAAAACCCCUAGUGUCUCUGGGGCCUACCCAAAGGCAGCAGCAGCAGCUCAGUGACGAGACGACCCCUGUCAAGGCUCAGAGCAGCUCUGUAACCAUCCAGUCAGCUGCACGGCACCCACUGAGCUGAGGAGUCAGAGUACUCUUUCUAUAUGACAUAUACAUAUAUUUGUUUAUAAGGUAAUCACCUAACCAGGAAAACAAAAAAAGAAACGAAAAACACAGCGCAGUUUCAAGCUUUAGUCUUAUGUGUUGAAAUGUUUUCUAAGCCUUGGCAUGAGUUAGUGUUCUAGACUGCUUUGCACAGCUCGCACUUAACCGUGACUGUACAUAUUGUACAUCUUUGUACAGAGACAUCUUGGCACCUCAUCCCAACAAAUCACAUUUAUAGAACGUAAUGCAGUUCUGAGUGGCUUGAGAUGUACAGAAUGUUUUGAAAGUGUUUUAUUAAGAAUCACAUAAAAAUAAAUGUAUUGAAAUGAAAUUCAUUCUCUUCUUGGCGACUUAUGGAAAGAAAGCAUCAAUUCUGGAUGUAUUGACUUCCUAGUUUGUUUGUCUGGAAAUAAAGGGGGUAUUUGCUGCUGAGGUGUGAUGAGAACUAGCACUGACACCACUGCGGAGAAGAUCUUUUGGAAAAAAAAUGCAUAUGCCAGUGGACGCAGAGGACCAGGCUGAUGGCUGUGGGUGAUGAUGCUAUGUUUGUACUUAAGAUGUGUGUGGAGAUCUUCAUCAAAAGGCUCCUUCCUGUCAGCGUGAGCAUGGAAGCAGGCUGGACUCCAGCAUCACACUGGCUUUUCCCUUCCCUUGACAUAUGAAGGCAAGGAUCUGGCCUCCAAGGAUUAAGGAACACUUUGGCAAUUUUCCUUCAUAUGGCUAUGAUUCCAAUCAAAAUAAAGUACACACCAAAAUCGA